GCUGGGCCCCGGCGCGGCGCGCGCGUACGGGGGCCCACGAGGCUGCUGUUCCUUCAGGGUUUGCUGGGUGCCCCGGCGCGCCGAGUCCGUUAUAAAUCAAGAGGAGUUGAGAGUCUGGUGGCAUGGCUUUAAUUACCUUGCGGAGGAACCUUUGUCAUUUAUCUGAUUUUCGGAUACAUGGAGCUGUGGCUGGUCUGAAAACUCAACGUGUCAUUUGUGUUCACAAGACAGUCAAGGAGCAUCUGUGUCCAUGGUUCUGGUCACUGCAACUUGAGCCUGUUAGGGUCACGUUCCAUCAUGCCCAUUCUAAAAAGUUCCAUUCAGAAAACGGAAAUGACCUUCAUCCAGUUGGUGAGCCAGUGUUCUCUCAAGUACACGCUUGGGACAGGUCUGAACACAGUGUUAAAAAUGUGGAUGAACAGAUAUUUUACAGGAGACUAAACAGCUUCGCUUCAUCGGAAGAACUCUUACAUUAUAUAAGCACACUGAAGACUUUGCCUGAUACUAUGGCAGCAGGAGCCUUACAUCGGAUUUGUGAAAUGGAAAAAAAAGAUGAUGGUCAAAGGUUGCCAAAAGAAAUACUGGAGAAUAGCGCCUUUCAAGCUUUGUGUAAUCAGUUUGCACAGAACCCCUCAAAUCUGUCAAACACGGGUUUGGUGACUGCUUUGCAAGCCCUGACCCUGUAUGUGGAUCCCCAAAGUCGCUUGCUGCUGAGCCUCCUUGCAGAGUGCCACCAUCGUCUCGAAAUGGGUAGCCUGGACAUUCACAGUCUUUGUAUCCUGGGGGAAUGUCUGAUUAAACUGCAAGGUCCAGGUUGUUCGACACUAGACCUGAUUAUAUAUCAACUGCAAGGUGAAAAUUUGGAAGAAUUUACCCCCGAGGAUAUUGUGACCCUUUACAGAAUACUGCAGGCAUGUCCUGAAAAAGUUGACCAACAACAGACGUUUUUAAAUAAGAUAAAUAACUUUUCUCUGUCAGUAGUUUCCAACCUGAGUCCUAAGUUACUGAGCCAAAUGCUCACUGCCCUGGUGGUCCUUGAUCAAACUCAGGCACUUCCGCUGGUUAUAAAAUUGGGUAAAUAUGUUGUGAGGCAUAUCCCUCGUUUCACUAAUGAAGAGCUCAAAGAAGUCUUAGAGGCAUUCAUCUACUUUGGGCACAAUGACAGAUUUUUUACAGAAGCCCUAGAGCAACAUGUCGCUUCACUCUCUCUCACUCUGGAUCCCGAGGUUGUCAGCAAAGUCAUGGAGUAUUGCAGUAGAAAGCUGAUUUUUUCAAAACCCAUCCUCAAUGCAGUGGCAGAAACUUUUGUUUGUCAGUCAGAAAAAUUUUCACCUAAUCAAAUUGCUGAGUUAAUUGAACCAUUUGGAAAACUCAAUUAUUUGCCACCAAAUGCCUCUGCUUUAUUUAGGAAGCUAGAAAACAUACUGUUAACUCGUUGCAAUUAUUUUCCACCCAAAACACUAUUGAAACUUCUCCAUUCAUGUUCACUUAUUGAAUGCCAUCCAGUCAACUUUAUGGCCAAAAUAUUCAGCCCGUAUUUUCUUCAGCAGCUGCAAGGUGAAGAGUCCUAUUUGGACAGACUGAGCCUAGCACAACUGACCCAACUUUUCUUAACCGCGAUUCUAGAAUGCCCGUUCUAUAAGGGUCCAAAACUUCUUCCUAAAUAUCAAGUGAAAUCAUUUCUUACUCCGUGCUCUUCCCUGGAGACCCCCAUGGAUUUUCAGCUUUAUAAAUCUGUGAUGAUUGGACUGAUUGACCUUUUAGGAGCAAGAUUGUACUUUGCUUCAAAAGUGUUAACACCCUAUUGUUACACGAUAGAUGUUGAAAUUAAAUUAGAUGAAGACGGAUUUGUAUUACCAUUUACAGUUGAUGAAGAUAUACAUAAAAGGGUAGCACUGUGCAUUGAUGGUCCAAAAAGAUUUUGUCUGAAUAGCAAACACUUAUUGGGAAAGGAAGCUACUAAACAAAGACAUCUGUACUUACUUGGUUAUCAAGUUGUCCAGAUUCCCUAUUACGAGAUUGAGAUGCUAAAGUCAAGACUUGAAUUAGUGGAAUAUUUACAAAAAAAACUAUUUUCUCAAAACUCUGGUGGUCACUGGUAAGAAGAAUGAAUACUGACUUCAGAACUCAAAUAGUGAAAGAACUUGCAAAUUAGCUGUUUAUUUAUGGACUGUGGUGAUCUGAAAGGGGUCUCUAGUUUCCUUAUACCAUGUAUACACUUAACAGUAGCAAAUUUAAAAUUAAUUUUAACCUUCAUUUAAUACUGGUAUCAGAUACUUUUAUACAUCAAACAGAAUCGAUCAAGUACAAUAAAGGAACGUAAUGAG
Mesoplodon densirostris (Blainville's beaked whale) is the source of this 2327-nucleotide messenger RNA. It is a transcript of the gene FASTKD3, whose product is annotated as FAST kinase domains 3. The coding region runs from base 123 to 2102 and encodes 659 amino acids. NCBI's taxonomy places the organism in Eukaryota, Metazoa, Chordata, Mammalia, Artiodactyla, Ziphiidae. Gene Ontology annotation, molecular function: RNA binding. Gene Ontology annotation, biological process: regulation of mitochondrial mRNA stability; mitochondrial RNA processing. Gene Ontology annotation, cellular component: mitochondrial matrix; ribonucleoprotein granule. The record is from RefSeq and is a predicted model, not a curated record. The transcript has 7 exons.